CAUUGUUCAAUUUGCAGAACUCAAGAACUUAAAUUAGACAAAAAUGGAUCAAUUGAUCUCUCAAGCAAUUCUUGCUCUACUUUCAAUUCUUGUAGUAAUAUCUUCGAUUUGGUACUUCAAAUUGCUGUCCAAAUCUGCAGCAAAAUCCCCACCAGGGCCAUGGGGUGUGCCGAUCCUCGGCUAUCUCCCGUUCGUCGGGAGCAAUAUGCUCAGCACAUUCUCCAAUCUUGCGACCAAGUACGGCGAAAUCUUCAAAGUCCGUCUUGGCAAUAAACUUUGUGUCGUGAUUAACUCACCGGCCCUCGCGAAGGAGGUUGUCCGGGAUCAUGACGCUGUUUUUGCCAACCGGGAUGUGCCUGCCGCGGCCCUUGUUGCCUCUUACGGCGGAAAGGAUAUUGUUUGGUCUCCCAACAACUCCGAGUGGCGAGCAAUGCGAAAAGUAUUCGUCCGGGAGAUGAUGGCCAAUAGAAGCCUUGAGCUCUCUUACACUCUUCGCAAGACCGAAGUGAGGAAGUCCAUUCAACGAGUAUACAAGAAUGGGAAGGCAGCUGUUGAAUUUAGUUUGCUAGCAUCUCAAACCACGACUAAUGUAAUGAUGAAUAUGCUUUGGGGUGGGUUGCUUCAAGGAGACGACGAGGAAAUAUUAAUUGGACAGAAAUUUUGCGCGCUCACCCCUAAGCUUACGGAUGUGAUAGGAAGGCCAAAUAUUUCAGACUUCUAUCCCUUUCUUGCAAGAUUCGACAUUCAAGGAAUACAAAGAGAGACAGCGACCUAUUCGCGGCAGUUGGAUAAUAUUGUUGUCGAAAUCAUUGCAAAGUAUAAGAAGAAGUUAUCGAGAGGUGUCCAGGUUGAAGGAGAGAAAGACUUUCUUCAAAUCUUGUUAGAGUUGCAGCAGAAAGACGGAAAUUCGAUAGAUGACACACAACUCAAAGCCUUGUUGGUGGAUAUUGUUACAGCAGGAUCCGACACAACUACAACUAUAACAGAGUGGGCAAUGGCGGAGCUUAUGAACAAUCCUAUAGUUAUGGAGAAGGUGCAAAAGGAGUUAUCCGAGGUUGUAGGAUUAGAUAAUAUUGUCGAAGAUCACCACUUGCCCAAACUAAAGUACUUAGAUGCCGUUCUUAAAGAAACAUUACGCCUACAUCCGACAGCACCCUUUUUGGUCCCAAGAUCUCCAUCCCAAUCUUCCAUAAUCGGGGGAUACACCAUCCCGAAGGACUCCAUGGUUCUCAUAAAUGUUGCCUACAUCCAAAAGGAUCCUCGUUUUUGGGAUAGUCCACGAGAGUUCAAGCCUGAGAGAUUUCUAGACAACGAAUGUGAUUUUGGUGGUAAUAAUUUUCAUUAUCUUCCAUUUGGAUCGGGGAGAAGGAUAUGCGUUGGCCUACCCUUGGCGGAGAGAAUGCUAAUGUAUUUUGUAGCUUCACUUGUGCAUUCUUUUGAUUGGAAAUUACCGAAUGGCCAGAUACUUGAUAUGUCGGAGGCAUACGGGAUAGUUUUGAAGAAAAGUGUUCCCCUUGUUGCCAUCCCUAGUCCGAGGUUGUUCGAUUCAAACUUAUAUAUGUAGAUUUAUGUCGUUCUAAUGAAUUGUCAGUUUACUUUAUUUAUGUUUUGUUGAACGUGAGUUCUUAAUGUACGGUUUUAUUUAUUCAUUUUAUAAUUUAUAAAAUUAUAUUUUGAUUUUAUGAAUAAAAUAUUUGUUUGAUGUGA
Molecule: messenger RNA, 1707 nt
Organism: Andrographis paniculata
Lineage: Eukaryota; Viridiplantae; Streptophyta; Magnoliopsida; Lamiales; Acanthaceae
Product: labd-13Z-ene-9,15,16-triol synthase, chloroplastic-like
Exons: 3
Coding region: 44-1564 (506 amino acids)
Molecular function (GO): iron ion binding; oxidoreductase activity, acting on paired donors, with incorporation or reduction of molecular oxygen; heme binding
Source: RefSeq, a predicted model, not a curated record